UGCAGCUGUUGCUGGUAGCCGUGGUAGGUUGUCAACUGAAGGGUUUGGUUACUGUUGCUGCUGCAAUGAAAACAUCGGCAGUGGAUGAUGAGACUGGAUCCAGCCCAUUAAUUACUAAGAUUUGAGUGUGCGCGUAUGUUAGCGGCGCGAGCAUGUAGCAUGCGCCGUUUCCUGCAGAGUCCAGGCUCCACCGGGGACCUCCCGCCGGCUGCCCCCAUGCGCCCCUCCCCCCAGGACACGCCUCACUGAGCCUCCUCCCCCCCACCCCCCCCAGGCCAAACCUCCGCCGUCAUUUGUCUUCAUGAAGAUUCCUGACAUCGGUGAUGUGAUGAAUAAAUUUGAGGUCCUUGGGAUCGUAGGUGAAGGAGCCUAUGGAGUGGUCCUGAAGUGCCGGCACAAGGAGACAAAUGAAAUUGUGGCCAUUAAGAAGUUUAAGGACAGCGAAGAGAAUGAGGAGGUCAAGGAGACGACGCUUCGGGAGCUGAAGAUGCUUCGCACGUUAAAGCAGGAGAACAUUGUGGAGCUUAAGGAGGCCUUCCGCAGAAGAGGCAAACUUUACUUGGUUUUUGAAUAUGUGGAGAAGAAUAUGCUGGAACUGCUGGAGGAACUGCCCAAUGGAGCUCCACCAGACAAAGUGCGAAAUUACAUCUAUCAGUUAAUCAAAGCAAUCCACUGGUGCCAUAAGAAUGACAUCGUCCACAGGGAUAUCAAGCCUGAAAAUCUCCUUAUCAGCUCCGAGGACAUUCUCAAGCUCUGCGACUUUGGCUUUGCCCGCAACCUGUCAGAGGGGAGUAAUGCCAACUACACUGAAUAUGUGGCCACACGCUGGUACCGCUCCCCAGAGCUUCUGCUAGGGGCGCCCUAUGGAAAGGCUGUGGACAUGUGGUCAGUGGGCUGCAUCCUGGGGGAGCUGAGCGACGGGCAGCCCCUGUUCCCUGGCGAGAGUGAGAUCGACCAGCUCUACACCAUCCAGAAAGUUCUGGGUCCUCUGCCGCCCGAGCAGAUGAAGCUGUUCUACAACAACCCCCGCUUCCAUGGCCUACGGUUCCCUGCAGUGAACCACCCUCAGACCCUGGAGAGACGGUAUCUGGGGAUCAUCAGUGGCCUGAUGCUGGAUCUGAUGAAGAACCUCCUGCAGCUGAACCCGUCCGAGAGAUUUCUGACCGAUCAGAGCCUGAACCACCACGCCUUCCACACCCUGCGCCUGCUGGACCGGACCGGACCACCCUCACCCACACCCCCACGCUCCUCCAAGAGAAAGCCUUAUCACAGCGAGAACAACGCCUCCAACAGGAAUCAUGGAGGCAAGAGCUCAGGACACCACCGUUCAAACAGCAAGGACUGCUCCAGCCUGCCCCGCCAUGAGGACCUGCACCCCAGCAACGACAGUUUUCUCAACGGAAACAUGCCGGCCUCGACCAGCCUCAGCCCCACCCUCCACCCCAAGACCUACCAGGCCCAGUCCCUCAACCGCUCGGCCUCCAGCAGCAAGGACCUGGCCAACAACAACCUGCCGCACCUCCUCAGCCCCAAGGACACCAAGGGGAAGACUGAGUUCGACUUCAGCGUGGGGGCCAAGGCAGCCGACGGUCCCGGAGCCAAGUACCUGAAGUCCAACUCGCGCUCUCAGCAGAACCGCCACUCCUUCAUCGAGGGCAAGACGAGCACGCUGCAGUCCAGCGAGAAGCACGGCCGCCACAGCUACAUGGAGACCUCCCAUGGCUCCAUGCCCUCCUCCACCAAGAGCGCCGCCUCCUACCUGAGCUUGUCCAAGAGCCACGGGGCACUCAGCGACGCCAAGUCCGUGGGCAACCUGAGCGAGGCGCGGCUGCACCCGGACGACCAGCCGGGACCUGGCUCGCGCUACUUCCCCUCCAGCUGCAUGGACCUCAAUGUCCCAGGGAGCCCGUCCGGGCGACACGGCGAGCGGCCCGCCCUCAGCCCCUCGGGCCGGGCCAACCCGCGCCUGGAGAGCGGGACGCUGGACUCCCGCCGUUCCUCCGCCCGUCACAAAAACCUGGAGGAGACCGUGUCCCCGGAGCUGCUGGAACCGGGCGGGGGAGGCGGCGGGGUGGCCGGAGGGGCCGGAGGGAGCCAUGCUCACUCCCUGUCGGCGCCCCACGAGUCUUUCCCCUACGGUCUGGGCUACACCAGCCCCUUCUCGUCGCAGCAGCGUCCCCACCGCCACUCCAUGUACGUGAGGCGGGAGCGGCACCGGCUGCACGGGCCCGACCCCGGCCUGGCGGUCGGGCAGGGCAUGCCCACGCGAGCCAGCAGCCUGCAGCUCCUCUCCCCGCAGCUCCAGCACCGCACGCUGACCCGCCACUCCGGCGGGUCCUCCAGGGAGGACUGCACCGAGGACGUGAGCAGGAGCAACCAGUCUCCUACAGAGGCGACCCACACCCGAGCCCCGAUAAAAGACUCCACGCGGGACAACACAGCACCCUUUCCCACACAGCGUCAAAAAAGCGAGGUUGGCAUGUACCAUGACACACACCUGGAGGAUGGCGCGUCGUCCAAGGAGAACCGCAUCAUCUACAGUGACUCCAUGCCGCGCCGGGUGGGCAGCUUCUACAGAGUACCUUCCCCCCGACCGGACAACACCUUCCAUGAGAGCAGCGUGCCAGGCCGGGGGUCUGGAGGGGGCGGGGAUAACAGUGCCAUGACCAAUCAUUCUAAGCGCCAGACGACCUUCGACCCCUGGAACACUCCGGAGGCCGUGACCAUGAACCCUCCGGAACCUUCCAAAGAGAAGGAGAAGCAGGGCUUCUUCAGAGCAAUAAAGAAGAAAAAGAAGAAAUCUCAAACGACAGAAUUCGACGAUGGAAGGAAUCCGAGCAUCAAGAAAUGCCUUUUCCCUCUGUUUAAUUCAAAGAAUAAUAUAAAACAUAGCUUCUCUAUGAAAGCCCCUCCCGUAGUCUCCUCACCUAUGCAGGUUCCCAGCGACGGCCAGGAUCAUGUGGUCAUACAGAAGGCCGUUCGGUCUUCCACUCACCAGAGCAGCCGGCACAGGAACCGCGAGAGAGACCGCGACAGGGACCGGGAUCGCGACCGAGACCGUGACCGCGAUCGAGAACGAGAGAGAGAAAGGGAAAGAGAACGAGAGAGAGACCGAGAUAGAGACAGAGAUAACGAGUGGCCUCCAGAAAAGCUGACCGAACCCCACUCUCAGAGUCAGCCGCUGAAAUCCCUGCGCAAGCUUCUGCACCUCUCCUCCUCCUCCGCCAACCAGGCCACGCCCGCCGAACUGCGCUUCCAGCCGCUGCCUAACCCCCCCUCUAAGGGAGGCUUCAGCGAGGGGAGGGGCCACCCUAGCAGCGGCUCCGCCCAGCCCAAGAGCCGCCAGGCUGCCUACCCUCUGGCCGGCCAGAUCGAGUCCAACUGGCACGUGUCGGCCCUCAACCGGGCCGAGGGGACCGGCUACCCCGAGCAAAUAUCCGGCAAGGUGGGCCAAAACGGGCCUGGGUUUGCCCGGCCACCCCGGGCCCGAAUGCCAAACCUCAACGACCUGAAAGAAACCGCUCUGUAGAAGAGUCACGCCCUGGUCCCCACUAGCCACACUUUCCCCCUCUACAGCUUCCCCUACCGGCUACUGAACCUGUACCCCACAAACAAGCGAGGGGGCCGUGGCUUAAAAGGCUCUACCCUCAGCCGGAGGGUAGCGCUCUGUAUGUCUUAAGUUUUUUUAAGCUUCCAUAUUUGAUAUAAUUUGUAAUAUUAUUUAUGAAAUUCUGAUUACAAUGUUUUUUUUGUUUUAAAAUAAAUACAUUGCAGUUUAAAUGUAAAAGAAAUAUAUGUACUAUAUAUGACAAUUGAAAAAAAGUAUAGUAUACGUGCGAGAGCUAUAGUUUAUACACAAAAAUAAAUAUAUAAAUUUUUUCCUGCAUAAUAAUGCUAUAUUUCAUUAUGGGUAUUUAGUUGUUUGUAUCUGAAGUAUAUAGAUUUUUCAGAUUUAAGAGUAUUGUUGUGAAAAUAUUUGCCAUUUUUGUUUGCAAUUUUUUUGUUGGUUUUCCCCCGUUUUAAUUUUUUUAUUCUAAUGUGAACCCAUUGAUUGGAGGAGCGGAAACACGUUUUUGUUUUCUUACCCAGCCUAGCUGAAGACUGCUUUGGCUGUGUUGUGCAACUUGGGCUACUUUUCCGCAUUUAUUAUGAACAUAUACAUUCAGAACCCCUGUUAGAACCCCUGCCUGAACGGAUAAAAAAUACUUGGGCCGCUUUUCCCCUGUGACUAUUUAUUGAACCAUAAGACCAGCAGCCUUGGGCUUCUGCUCUUCUUGUGAGGGUGUCACCACUCCUGCAGUGCAUUCUGGGAGGUGGCACAUAAUCGCAGAAUGUUGAUAAGGAGCCUUUGACUUUUCCCCUCUCACCAUUUUGUUGCCGAAUCGAGGCAAAACAAACACAUAGGUGCAAUGGCAUUUCUUACGCAGAAGCGUAGCGGCACUAUCACUGGGUAGAAUGCACUGUUUGGUACUGUUUGACGAGCUGUGAUGUAUGUAAUGCGAGGGGGCAAUAACGUGUCUUUCUGAAGUGCUUACAGAGCCGAGAGAGGGCACGUAAAUACGCUGUUCCAGUCAGGGUCAGAACCCGCUGCUGCCUUCCACUUUCUAGUAAGUCAGCCAGUUUAAAGAGUUAGCAAGGGUUUACUGUUUUUGUGUUGACUUGAUCUAGCCAUCGAUAAUAUGGUCAAAAUAAACACCCAAGUUAAAACCUACAAGUUUUCUAGAUAAUGGUCUCCUGUCCCGGACACUCAAUGUAAUAACCACACCCACUGUAAAUGUAGUAACCACAUCCACACUUAAUGUUUUAGACCCAGCAUCUAGUACAUAAGAAUACCUAUACAAUCACAAUUUCAAAAAUCUUUUUGUUUUUCAGUAAGUUGCAAAAGCAUUGAAUUAGGGUGUAGUUACCCUUUCCACUGUGGGGUCUGUCCCCUUUGAAACUGGAGUAGUACUGCUCCUCCAGGCCAGGGUAAUACCAAUCCCAGGGACACCCCUCCCUGCAUGUCAGACUGCACUCUGGCAUGCCUGACAGUGCGACACCAGACAUAGAGAGAGAAUGAAGUCCAUCCCACCCACACUGCUUUUCAGAAGCCUUUCAUCUUUCAGUCUAUGGCUAGAGAAAUAGCUAAGAAAAUCAAAUGUAACCAGCACUGACUAUGCUUGAGUUUAGCCUUUUUUAAAUAAGAAUUGCAGUGGUCACAGGUAAUUACUCUUUAUGAAUUACAUAGGUAAUUAGGAAUUACAUGAAGUAGGAGUUAUUUAAAAAAUAAUUAUAUCGAGAGAAUAAUCAAUAUAUUUAGUAAUUGCCAACAAAAAGACAAGCAAUACAACCUGAGUUCAAAAAUAUUAAGUGUUGAAUAUCUUCACAGGUUUAUUUUAACCAGUUCUCAGCUAUACAACUGUUUUGAUAUACUAAUGUGCAUUGUAAAUAGCUCAAAGAGUAUUUAACCCCUUUCGCGCAGGUGCCACAACUGGCCAGUCUUUGCCUAUAUAUGUAGUGUUCUGUUUCAGGCUUUGUAACUACGGGUGUGAGCAUCACAGAGACUUUGCUUAAAUUUACAAAAAUAACUUUUGUUAGUUUAGUUUAUUUUCAUAAUUUCGGUAUAAAUAAGGUGUCAAGUACAAGUACAAGUACAAGUAAUGUAGGUGAAGUGCAAACAUUAAGUUUCUCUCUUUUAGUUUGGAAUGAAAAAACAGAGUCAAAUUGCAAAACAGGUUCAUCUACAUCUCCUUGACCAAAAGUGUGUAAACUCUGAGGGUGAUAUGAUGAACUAAUAAAGAUCUAUGAAGCAAAAUAUAAGCAGUAUACCCUGGUGUCCAUUAGUGUGUCCAAAUCGAUCUAAAAUGGUUAAAUUGUGCAUUAAUCAUCAUAUAUUGUACAAUUUUUAUUUAAUUUCAAGUGGGAAUUACUAUAUUUUAAUCAGCAUAGAGUCUUAAGAUAUCUACGGGUCCAAAACCUAUCCAAAACUACAGAAUCAAGUGUUUUUUGUCCAUUACAAAAACAAGUACAUUUGCACCUUGUGGUUUAAGAGAUGACAUUGAUAUCACAUUGGAAAAAAUUUUAAUGAAUGGGACACUGUGGUACACAUACCUAAACAUGUAAUCAUUCACUCUUGAGUUUUCCGUACUCUGAAGUAUGUCAUAUUUUGUUGCAAGGGGAUUUUAUUAUGAGGCAUAUCCAUUCUAACAAAACAUACAACUAUGAGCCAAGACGAUCGCUAGCACUGCCCUGGGUAUGCUACAGCUAUUUAUCCCCCAACCCAAGCAUUCCUAGCAUUAUUAGCAAAGGCAAUGCCAAAGCCGUAAUACAUACAUCUUUGCCAUGUGUCUUAGAGUGCAUGCUUCCUCAUCUUCUUCAUCUUCUUCACACUCCCCAAAUCCAUGUGAACAUGGCUAGAAUUUGCUUUUGCCUUGCAAAUGAGUCGCAAAAUUCGUAAAAAGCUUCAAAAAACCAGAGAAAAAUGUAACUUACGACUCGAUUUCCUGUGUAUUACUACGUUUUGGAUUAAAAAUUGUAGUGGUUACGCUCAGCCCUCAGUCACAGAUCUAAUUUUACAAUUGUAUACCGUUUGAAAUAUUAUACUGUUCUCUACUUGGUAAAAGAGUUGUCAAUCAAUCAAAAUGAAAUUGAAAGAUUUGACCAGUGUUAAUAGCAACUUUGAUGCUAUGCAUGGCCAAUGUAAAUGCCUACCACCGCUUUCCAUUUGCCUGUCUGUUUCCAAAAUGGAUUGUUCCAGACAAUAAAUUACCACUAGAUCUUAAAAGGGAUAUAUCCACAUGUAAGACCCAUGGUAAGAUUGUAUAUUUAUUCCAUAUUUAGUCACAGAUAUUGAUAGUACAAUGGUGAGGUUUACGCAAUUACUACAUUUUUCUCCCCUAUAUCCGAUAUAUAUUUGGGCUGUUUUUUGGCUUUAUUUUGUUGCUACGACGAAAUACCAUUUUUUUUUCUGGUGAUGUGUUCGUAUGUAUCCUUGAGUUCAUGCUCCCAGAUAGACGCUAUUGUGCAAUGUGUCACGCUAGUCGCAGAUGAGACUGGGCCGGGGUGCUUGUUGGUGCUUGCCGAACUAGCGACAAUGGUGGCACUUCGAAACUCAGUAUUUUAUUUUGUUUUAGUGUAUCGCUUACUAAUAAAGCUAGAACACAGAGUGUAUUGCUUCCACUCAUACUGCAGUUUGGUUGCAGGUACACUGAAAUCUGAGUUGAUCGGUGUCAGGACACCGGCACCAUGGCCACAAGGGGGGCUUGCGCGAAGGGGUUAAGAUGUCAGUCGCAGGUAACUAGCUAUUCAAUUACUCAUCUCUAUUUGAACAAAUAUGAUCUCCUCUUUCCCCAAGCACUGAAUCUCACCUUCUAUGUAACAAAGAUAGUUUCUCGUCCUCUGACCUAGUGACUCUUCAAAUAUGUUUUGCACAGCAAUGAGCCAUCUUUGACCUGUCUGCCUAAGAUGGCAUCCUUUCGCCUGGCAUUGAGGACACUUAAGAUAAAUGUUGAUUAGUCUAAUUGUAUUUUAUGGACAUGUAGAAGAAACAAAAAAAAAACAAACACUACAAAAAGUAGCUCAGUUAAGUCUCAUUGUCUGUUCUUAAUAGUGCACUUUAAACAGGCUAAGUAGUCAAAAAAUUAACUAUUUCUCUUCACUUUGUGUUCAGUGCUCAUACGGUGUUUUAUGAAUAUUAAAUACGGGAUAUUUCCUUUCUGCCUUGGUGUCACCACGAUCGCAACCACAGAUUUUAGUAUUGUACUUGUGUUUUGUGUAUUCCAGGUAUGUUAACUAAAAAGUGAGUAUGUAUCUACAGUUUCUACUUUACAUAAGUUAAUGUAUUUUUUCUGGAAAGAUUGUUAUGUUGAAAAACACAGUGUAUUAUAUUAAUACCAAUGUGUGAUUAUUUCUUUGGUAAUAUUUAUAUAUUAAAAAAAAAACUAUAGACAACUGAAAUGAAACAGAGUAAACCGUUUUUGUGGUUGUAAUCCAGGCACAAUCAUAAACUCGUAGCAUAGAUUUAUCUUUUUUUUUGGUUUGUUUUGUUAGAUUUUUUUGUGGGAGCAUUAUUGUUAUGUUAUGAAAAAUCUGAAGGGACUGAUGGGAAAUUAUUGGCAUUCAAAAUCACCGUUUACAUCUGCUUCGGUCUAAGGUUCUCUUAAUAAAACCAACUGACUUGAAUUUUUUACAAAUUGAAACUGGAACUGUCGCCAACCUAGUCAAAAGCCAGGGGAAAUCAAAUCCAACUGUUUCAUAGUUUAUGAUUAUCCUGCGACAGGAAAAUGUAUUGGGGUUUUUUCUUGACAUGAUAUAACUAAGAUAAGUACUUUACAUACUUGUAAAUAGACACCAAUCCUCAAUGGGGUCUGGACCACCAACAUUUGAUUUCAAGACUCAGAAAACAAGUGUGACUAGUUUUAAGUUGAAAUGAGCAAUACUGCAAAAAAAAAAAAAGAAAUGUCAUGUGAGAUGGCAUUGUCCCUUUUGCCACUGCCUAGUGAUGCAGUAUAGGGCAGGGAUAUUGUAUUAUCCCUGGUAUAGGGACAUAAGUCAGAGCAGAAAUGUUGGGGAGGCAGUUCUGUGGAUGCAGGUGGAAAGUCAUCUGUUUCUGAUGGCGGUCAUUAGUGAUCAUUGUAUUGCCCACUUCAGCAUGGCGUAGCAACAUUCAGAUUUGAGCAGCAGUAGAACCUGUAGCUGUUAAGGUUGUGGAGAUGGCUAUCUUUGAAUGCUUUCCUUUCCACUAUGGGGACCUGUGUGGGUUUAAUCAACAUUUGUGGUUUAGUGCAUGGACAUACAGAUUUUGCCAAAACAUAAAUAAUACUGUACAGCGGACCAUUGUUAAACUUCUCUUAUUCUCUUAUUCCUCCUGUACAGUCCACUAAAGUAAGUUUCUGAAAACAAUUCAGGCGAAAAAUAUGCAAUGAUUCAUAUUUUAUCUGCAACGGUUAAUUCGAAAUUUUGAUCCGAGUUCUGUGAGACCGGCGAGCUAAAUACGAAAACUGGUGAAUGCGCCAAGUUCUCUUAAAUCACUCCUACCAGCAAUUUAUGAACAAAUCUGUUUGUACAAGUGGUUCAUGCAUGAGGCCCAUUGUGUUAACCUUUGAUCAUCUGUGAGGGACCCCUGAAAUUGUGAUUUUAGGGCAACAUCCCUAUGCUGCUGCAGGAUCUCCCUCAGUUCUGUCUUUCUCCCACGAUCCCUUGGCCCAAUGCAGACACACGCAUGCCAGGUUUAGUUACUGUAAUGUACAGAGCCAUUUGGCCCUGAGCAGCCUUUCUACCGGUUAUAAUUUUGGGUUUUGAUUGCCUUAAUCCAGAGUAGGUAACCUUGAAACGGGAAAGUACGGACCUCUACGGCUAAGGGAAUGUCUCUCCAGUAAUUAACACACUGCCAUACUGAUACACCAGGGUCUUAACAUUGAACGUGAUUGGCCUUAUUUUAGCUAAACUGCUUUCAACAACACACAGAAUAGUUAUGUGAUAAACCCAGGUGUAUUUAAGAAAAUAAAAGCAUGACAUUUUGGGGUCCAAGCCAUUUUUCAGACAAUUUUUAAAUCAGCUACUGCCAAUAUAAACAGAGCCAUGUCGGCCAUUGUUACUGUAACGUGGGGUAAAUGUGUCUCUCCAUGCCAAUAAAUGUUGGCGCACCUCUCGUAUUCACCCAGACACAGCGAUUUUCAGCCUGGUGUAAAGGAAAACACUCAGCACAGUUGGCCUCUCCACAAUGUGUGUACCGGACACAAACCACGGAGGCAACCUUCAGGCCUUCUUCACUAUCAGGGGCUACAGUGCACAGCUAGGAUCAGUUCUGCUAUCCUGAUUUUCCAACGUUAGGCUUCUGAGUGAAGGGGAGAAGAUGGGUCCUUCCCAAGAUGCAGUCACUUGUGUGUAUACAAAUACUCGGGAAUGGCACCUGAAUCUGCUGUUUAGAAUGUGUUUUUCUGCUUGAUUAUUUCACCCUUAUCUUUGGGGGGAAAUUAAAUUUAAAAAAGAAGAAAAAAAAAAACGAUGCACAGACACCAACAACAAAAUGGUGUAUAUCUCCAAUGCCUGAAUUUAACUUUGCUCGCUAAAAUGAACAGUGAAGGCAAACGUGUUUCAAGAGUGUGACAACGCAUAAUAAAUGCAAGGUGUGUAAUCUCUACCGUUAUCAUUCUUACCUUUUCGUAAGGGGUUCGCUGCAGACCAUGACUCAUUCAAGCUUCUCCUUCUGUUGUUGAAUACCCAUGACAGUUCCAUUUUGUUUUUGUGUUCACCUGGGAACGCUUUCGAGAAACGGAAUAUGAUGUGACGCUCAGGGCUGAACUCCUCAUUUUGCCACAGCGAGUGAGGAGACUGGUUUGGGGGUGCUGUCUAAGGCUUAUACUGCUGCUAAAACCGCGCUAAGAAGUCUGUUGUACCAAAUUGGGUCUGACUGGGGUCAAGUGCCACUUUAGGGGGAAAAUGACAAAAAAUAAAACGUAUUUCACUUCACAUGUACAGUAUUGUCAUAUGCAGCAGAAAAAAAUGUCAAGACAGUAGUUCCAAAACGUGCCACUUUGUCUGAAUGAAUGGGUCUGUCUCUCCCGGCUGUAUGUAACCACUCAUGUGUAUGUACCCACAACUUGUGUUUCAGGGGGCCUUGAGCCGAGUCAGAUUUAACAUGCUAACAGUAUUUUAGUAUUUCUAAAAAGCAGGUUAUUUUCUGGGAGUUCUUUUUAUUUGCCCCCCCCCACAGCAUUUGCCACCCCCAUGUUUUCAUUUGGUCCGGUUUCCAUGGUUUCUGUGCUUAUAUCUUAGCAUGACACGAUUGCCGUUUAAAUAUUGCUGCUGUAAAUAAUUACCAUGUUUACGUACUCCCAUGUCUGGCAUGAACACGGCUCAUUUUUAUUAAGAACAUUAUUCCUUUUCUUUUUUUUUGGAUGGACUUUGCAAAACAUGUCUAUUAAAAAUGCAGGUUUUGCCCCUCAACACUGGGCUACUGUGAGUGUUUUUUUCUUUGGUGUUGACAUUUUAUUCUGUUUCACAAUAAAGCAGUGACAACAUUUUGA
This is a messenger RNA of Conger conger (European conger), 11006 nucleotides long. RefSeq names its product cyclin dependent kinase like 5 (gene cdkl5). The record is from RefSeq and is a predicted model, not a curated record. Gene Ontology annotation, biological process: regulation of dendrite development; positive regulation of axon extension; protein phosphorylation. Gene Ontology annotation, cellular component: nucleus; dendrite cytoplasm. The coding region runs from base 302 to 3529 and encodes 1075 amino acids. Gene Ontology annotation, molecular function: protein kinase activity; ATP binding. The transcript is spliced from 19 exons. NCBI's taxonomy places the organism in Eukaryota, Metazoa, Chordata, Actinopteri, Anguilliformes, Congridae.